UUAGUCGCCAUUAUUGUGUAUUUUUUGUGUGGUGAGAUUUCUGUGGCAUAUGUGAAAAUUUUGUGAAAAUUCCCAGCAAAAUAUCUGUUUUUUCAGCUAAAGUGGAGUUGUAACCGUGACAAUAAUGUGUGCCCCGUAUAAUUUAUGUGUUAGUAAGGAUUCACAAAGUGUGGCUGCAAAAAUAUUCCUACUUUAAUGUCGAUGAUACGAUUGGGUGCCGCUGAAGAUUAGAAUUGCAUCGAGUGCGAGGAAAACAGACCAGCCAAAUUGCCAGGGAGUGAGUGUGGUGGCACUUUUCCCAGUGGGAGUACGAGGACCAGCACCACAUUGCACAAUGGACGGCCUGAGGGCGCUGGACUUGUUGCCACUGCUCCAGGACAAGUUGGCCAUUCUGCCGGGCAGUCGGGACAAUCGUGGUGGACCCAUCAUCUGUUUCCCCAGUUCCACGAGGCGCGACAGAGCCAAGCUUGAGGAUUGGCGACGACUCCUCAGCUACUUGAUCGGAAUACCAAAUGAUGAGGCCAGAUCCAUUGGAUUCACCGUGGUGAUUGACAAUCGCGGCAGCGGAAGUUCCUCUGGAAGUCUCAAGGCUAUCUUCAAGACGCUCCAGGAGAAUUUUGUCACCGGAGUUGUACAUCAGGUGGUCAUUAUAAAAUCCGACAAUUUCUGGCAGAAGCAACGAUCGUCUAUCUCGAGUCACAAAUACAAAUUUGAAACAAUCUCAAUCUCACUUGAAUCUCUGGGGAAGAUCAUUGAUGCGUCCCAGGUGACGCCAGAUCUCGAUGGAACCUUUCAGUAUGACCACAACAGUUGGAUUGAUACACGGCUGGAACUGGAAGAAUUUCUGUGGCAGGCUAGUGAUCUCCUGGACAGAAUUGAUGAUCUUCAGGAGGAUAUAUCUCGGUGUGAAUUUGCUGAAGAUGCCAAUGGGGCAUUGCUGGAGUUGGAUCAUCACAAGGACAUGAUGAAGAAGAAGAUUACGAAGUUGCCACUGGAAGAGUUGGAUUUGCAGGGAAAACGUCUUCUGGCUAAGCUCAAUAUUGAAUGUCCGGGUGGAAGUGGCAGUGGUGGUGAAGAUUCGGCAUCACAUGCAUCAAAUUCAAACAAUACUCAUUCGCUAAAUGGAUCACAUGGCAAUCCAGAUAGGAUUGCAUCGGUGAAUCAGAUACUUCAGCAGUUGGAAGCUGUUCACAGUGCACAGCAGUAUUUGCUGACAAUGUGGCAACAGCGUAAGAAUAAAUUGGAUCAGUGCUUUCAGUUGAAGUUAUUUGAGCAGGAUUGUGAGAAGAUGUUCGAUUGGAUAUUGCACAAUAGGGAUAUCUUUCAGAUGAGUUACGUGGAAAUUGGGCACAAUUACACUGUGGCUAAGAAUCUUCAGGAUGAACAUCAGAAAUUUGCCGUAGCAUCGAUGAAUGUUUGCGUGAAUAUCAAUAGGAUUCUUGCGGUGGCGGGAAAACUCAUUGAGGGCAAUCACUAUGCAGCUCAACAUAUUCGAACGGUGGCAAGUCGCCUGGAUAGGACAUGGAAGGAUUUUGCGGCGGGAUUGGAUGAGAGAACGGCAGUCCUGGCACUCAGUGUAAUUUUUCAUCAUAAAGCCGAACAGUACUGUGAUAAUGUACCAUCUUGGGCUUCGGCCUGUGAGGCUGGACAGCAACUUCCGUUGGAUAUUCAGAGUUUGGAGAAUAUUAUCUGUACGCAUCAGAAUUUGUAUGAAUCCAUGUGUCAGGCCUACACUGAAGUUCAUUCGACCAGCAAGAAGCUCCUCUAUCAACUGGAUCACCUCGUUCAGGUCUGCAAUCAACCUCCGCCUCCGGGAGUGCCCGAACACAAAAAAUCAGAAACUGGAUCGAGCUAUGGAGCUGGGAAUCCAGCAGCUGACUACAGCGAAGGAGCUUCCCAUGUCCUAGCGGUUAUUCAUCAAAUUCUAGGGCAUCAUCGUGCCCUUGAAGCCAAAUGGCAUGCAGGAAAAGUUCGAUUGCAUCAAACUCUAGCUCUUAGGCUCUUCCAGGAAGAUGUUAAGCAAGUCCUAGACUGGCUGGAAAACCAUGGAGAAGUGUUCCUGCGCAAAAACACAGGAAUAGGAAAGAAUCUGCAAAAGGCCAGAGUUUAUCAGAAGUCUCAUGAGCAUUUUGAAAAUGUCGCUCAAAAUACCUACAGCAAUGCCGAAAAACUCCUUUCAGCCGCCGACGAACUGGCCAGAUCCGGAGAAGUUAUUCCCAAUGAGAUUUACAAUGUGACACGUGAAUUGGAGACGCACGUGGCAUCAUUUGCCAGUCGAGUGGAACAGAGGAGGAGGCGAUUGGAGUUGGCUGUGCUAUUCUAUACUCAUGACAAGGAGAUCUGCAAUUGGGUGGUUCAGCUGCGCAAUGACAUCACGGCAAGUGAUAGUUUGCUCCCGGAGGAGAAUCUCUCGUCCACGGAAAGGCUACUGCAGCAGUGUCAGGAUCAGAAGGCACAUACACUUACCAUUUGCGAUCAGACAAUUGCCCAGGGAGAGGCAUUGCUGCAGGAAUUGAGAGCCACGGAGGAACUUGAUCCAAGUGGAUCUGUCAAUGCCAUCGAAACCACCAUCGAGAAUCUCUCGAAGCAACGAAUUGAAUUAGAAGAACUCUGGUCAGCCAGGAAGAUGAGACUGGAUCUGUUCCUCCGGCUGAGACUCUUCGAGAGGGAUGCCCUUGAGAUUUCGUCUCAGCUGGAGAUUUGGGCAGAAGAACUGCAACACACGGAGCUCUCUAUGGACUAUCAGAAGGCUGAACAGUUGCUGAGGAUGCACAAUGAAUUGGUGAAUCAGAUGCAGAGUACGGUAUUUGAUAUUUUGCAGCAGGGUCAGGAGUUAUUUCAGAUCUUUGAAUCUGCUGGGUUUAUUAUAAUGGCCGAUGGGACAAAUACGGCACAGUCGCGGAUUCAGUAUUUGAUAGAGUUUUUGCAUGAUCGUGAGUUGGAUUUGGAGGAUUUGGGAGAGGUGAAGAGGGUGAAAUUGGAACAGGCUGUUCAGCUGUGUCAGUUCAAGAAUGAUGCCAAUCAGGUUAUUUCGUGGAUACGCAAUGGGGAAGCGAUGCUCGUGGCUAGUUUUACAAUUCCGAAGAAUUUGCAGGAAGCUGAACAUUUGCGGAAGGAACAUGAACAAUUUCAGAUGGCCAUUGAGAAGACCCAUACGUCGGCAGUUCAGGUAAAGUAUCGAGCUGAUGCUCUGAUAAAUGCCAAUCACUACGAUCCCAAAAGUAUCCGGGAUAUUUCGGAGGAAGUCACGAAGAAAUGGCAGAAAUUGGUGACAUUUGCCGAGGAGAGGCAUAAACUCGUGACGGCUUCGAUAAAUUUCUUCAAGACAGCUGAGCAAGUUUGUACGGUGCUGGACAGCCUGGAGAGGGAGUACAGGCGAGAUGAGGAUUGGUGCGGAAGUGGUGGAUCCAGCGAUAAAGCCCAGACAGUGGCACAUUUGAUAGCGAAGCAUCAGGAGCAGAAGGAAGCCUUUCUGAAGGCUUGCACUCUGGCCAGGAGGACAGCUGAGACGUUUCUGAAGUAUACCUCAAGAUCUCUUCAGUUCUACGACUAUCAGGGUUCAGGAACGAGUGAAUCCCGUGUCAAACAGAUCCUAGACAAAUUGCUGACGCAGGAAAAUCAAGUUCUAGAAUUUUGGACACAGCGCAAAAAGAGAUUGGAUCAGUGUCAGCAAUUUGUUCUUUUUGAACGUUCAGCUAAGCAGGCCAUUGAAUGGAUUCACAAUACCGGAGAAGCCUACUUGUCUUCCCGUACGAAUGCCAUUGGAAAGAAUCCCGAGGAGACUGAUGCUCUCCUGAAGGAGCACAAUGACUUCAAGGGAACGGCCAAGGAGACCCGGGAACGAGUUAAACUUCUUAUUCAAUUGGCAGACAGCCUCGUGGAGAAAGGACAUGCCCAUGCAGCGUCAAUUAAGCAAUGGGUAGCAGCUGUGGACAAUCGCUACAAGGAUUUCAGUGGUCGAAUGGAUGCCUAUCGGGCUCACCUGGAAAAAUCUCUAGGAAUUCCAGCUCAAGUUCAGGAAGAUCAAAAUUCACUAAGUUCGUCAAAUUCCUCAGGAAUGCCAGGAGAUCGUCACUCUGACCCUUCCCUGGAGACUAAACUCAGUGCAGCAGCUUCCCAACCCGGAGGCAAGGAACUCAAUGAGGACAAGAGGAAAUCUGCUCGCCGAAAGGAAUUCAUAAUGGCAGAAUUAAUGCAAACAGAAAGAACCUACGUCAAAGAUCUGGAGAUCUGUAUAAAGUAUUUUAUGCGAGAAAUGGAAUCCGGAAGCAAUGUUCCAGCGGGUUUGCUGGGAAAGAAGGAUGUCCUGUUUGGCAAUAUGGAGGAGAUCUGGAAGUUCCAUGAACAGAUCUUCCUCAAAGAACUCGAAAAGUACGAAACAAUGCCUGAAGACGUCGGGCAUUGUUUCGUUACGUGGGCUCUGAAAUUUGACAUGUACGUUCAUUACUGCAAGAAUAAGCCACUGUCGAAUAAUCUAAUGGUACAGCAUGGAGGCACAUACUUCGAGGAUAUCCAGAAGAAACACAAAAUAGAACAUCCUCUGGCGGCAUUUCUAAUCAAACCCGUUCAGCGCAUAACAAAGUAUCAAUUGCUGCUCAAAGAUCUCCAGUCGUGCUGCGAAGAGGGUCAGGGAGAGAUCCGGGAUGGACUUGAUGUGAUGCUGAAUGUUCCCAAGAAGGCCAAUGAUGCCAUGCACUUGUCUCUGUUGGAGCAGUGCGAUGUGAAGAUUGACAGUUUGGGAGAAGUUGUUCUGCAGGAUUCCUUCCUGGCGUGGGACAAUAAACAGAUAAUUCGCAAGGGCAGAGAACGCCAUGUCUUCCUAUUUGAGCUGUACGUGUUGCUGGCCAAGGAGACCAAGGACUCCAAUGGAGUGGUCAAGUACCAGUACAAGAUGAAGCUAAUGACUUCUGAACUCGGAGUGACUGAGCACAUUGAGGGCGAUGAGACAAAGUUUGCGGUGUGGACAGGAAGAGCUCCAAUGGUGGCGGAUUUCCGUGUUGUGCUGAAGGCUCACAAUUUGGAGACGAAACAGAUGUGGGUGAAAAAAUUGCGUGAAGUGAUUCAGGAGACGUACUUCUCAGCUGCAUCCCUGACAUUCCCAAAAUCACCGGCAAAAACAACUGCAAAGGCAACAUCUUCACAGAGAUCCUCGAGGGAUCUCGACGAAGCUCUCGCUGAGAAUGACAAUGACGGCAGCUCUCUGGCCAGUUUUGGUUCUGGGAAUACCACUGACAGCGAUAAGGUGGGAACAGUGGAGAUGACAUGGGUGAUAUCAGACUAUGUGGCCACGGCGGGAAGUGGAGAGUUAUCUGUGACAAAGGGGCAGCAAGUGGAAGUACUGGAAGUGAGUUCAACUCAGCCAGAUUUCUGUUUGGUGCGCCUCAAUGGAUCAGGGAAGAAUCCUCAGGAGGGUCUUGUACCCCUGUCCAUUCUAAAGCCACCACCGACACUCAAUAAAACCAGUCCUAGACGCAAUGUCGAUCUCGAUCAGCCAGCCACGGCUGAAGCAGCAGGAGGAGCAGUCAGUGAAAAUAAUGCUACAAGUACAGCUUCACCGGUCAAUAAACGACGUGGGCGCAAGUGGUUACCACCGCCUCUGCGGAAAUUGUCACAAGGAAAAGUGGAUAAACCGACAGAUCGGCCAUUGAUUAAGAAGGGGUCAGAUAAGCGAUUUAAAUUGCCAUCGGAUAAGGUGUCUGUGGAUGAGGAGCCAACGGCACAAUUGCCAACAUCCCCACUGCAGAUUCCACCGACGCAUGGGGAAGUGGAGGCUGAGGAGGAGCCAACACUUGAGCUUCCGCCACCCAUGAAGCCCAUCCAGGAUCCUACGGUUGUGGUCAAUGCUACAGCGCCUAAUUCAGCCACAGCUGACAGUUCCACGCUAAAGAACAUCGACGUGUGUCCACCGGCGGAUCUCACGGAAAUCGAGAGGAUCUUCAAGGAGAAAAUGCAACAGCACGAAGGGAAAUCUAAAGGAUUGGACACAUUGACAUCAAUUGAUGAAAAUUCUACAGCAGCUGGUGAGGAAGGACAUGAUGAGACAGCGGAUGAGACGACAGGAAGUGAAAAUACGGUAGAAAAUGCACUAAGGAAGAGAAAUUACGCUCUCAAGGAGUUAAUAGCGACAGAGGAGAAAUAUAUUGAAGACUUAGCUCUUAUUGUUGAAGGGUACAUUCCGGAGAUAAGAAAUCCAAAUAGUGACAUUGUAAUUCCUGAAGAUUUAAAGUGUGGCAAAGAGAGGAUGGUUUUUGGGAAUAUUGAGGCAAUUUACGAGUGGCAUAGAGACUAUUUCCUUAAGCAACUGCAUCCGUGUGUAACUCAUCCGGCUAAAUUGGGGCCUCUGAUUGAGAAAAGCAAGAUAAAACUGAGAAUGUAUAUAGUUUACUGUCAAAAUAAGCCAGUAUCUGAACAUAUCGUUGCUGAACAUCCGGGAUAUUUUGAAGAAAUCCGGUUGAAACUUAAACACAAAUUAGUGAUAAAUGACCUUCUGAUAAAGCCUGUUCAGCGAUUGAUGAAGUACGAGUUGAUUCUCAAGGAUGUCCUGAAGCAAACUGAAAAAGCAGGUCUUCAAGAAGAAUGCGCAAGUUUGCAGCAGGCCAUCAAUGUUAUGAAUGUGAUUCCCAAAGAGGCCAACGAUAUGAUGGAUGUGGGUAGAUUGCAGAAUUUUGAGGGAAAAAUAACAGCUCAGGGUAAUCUUCUGCUACAUGGUCCACUGUUGUGUAUUGAGUGCAAUAAUGGUGCAAAUUCCGAAAGGAAUUCCAGUACAACGCAAAAAGCUAAGGAACUUCAAGUGUUUCUCUUUGAUCAGAGUAUUAUAUUUUCUGAGAUAUCUGGCAAGAAGACUCAAUUUUCAAAUCCAGGAUACAUCUAUAAAAUUCACAUUCAACUCAAUAAGAUGAUUCUGAAGGAUAUCUCAAAUGCCAGCGGUGAAAAAUUCCUGAUAAAAUCCACUGAUCAUAAGCGUCAGGGAGUCGGAUAUAUUUGCAGUGCAUCAACUAGUGAGAUGCACAAAAAGUGGUAUGAUAAAAUAUCAGAAAUCAUCAGGAAUCAAAGUGAUUUUGCCAAUGCCAUUCAGCGUCCCAUUGAUUACCAGAAGGAGCAGCAGCAGAAGAAGAAUUCACAAAAAGCAACAACCCCGGACUGCUUGCAUCAUCUCUCUGGAAAGUCCCACAGUCAGCCAGUUUUUUCCCUGCAACCUACAUCCCCAUCCACGCGACUGGACAAUCGUCGGGCAUGGAAUGCUGACAAUCGCAACAGCAAUGCCCCAGAUGAGGUUAAUUUCAACACUUUAGCUGACUCUAGACUCUCCCGGGAGUUCCAGCACUCAAUGUCCCUCAAUGAAGCCACAUCUCAGGGAGUUGUUGUUCAGAUAAGUCGAAGUGGACGCACAGAGAUCGUUUCCCGGAGUCAGGAUGUUACUGUUCAGGAAGGUGUAUCGGCUAUUCUUAGCUGUCGCCUUCGCAAUCAUCAAUACACCAAGAUUACGUGGCGCAAAACUGAGCCCGAUACCUUUAUCAUUCGGCAAGAUGAGAAAUUUGACGUUUCAAUGACCCCAAAUGGAGAAGCCAGGCUGAUUGUCAAGAACACCAGGACCUCAGACAGCGGACUGUAUGUCUGUGGGGUAGAGAAUAGUCUGCACUUGUCGCAGAAUCUGCAGUGCACAAUUGGACUGACUGUUCUGGCAUCUCCGACGCCCAUUCACGAUGAUCCCAUCCUCAGUAUUGUCAACUCCACCACGGUGAAGAUCACCUGGAGUCCACCGAAUCCCUGUAUCAUCGAACACUGCCAGAUUGGGGCUGCAGAAUGGGUCACUGAGACCAAAUCACCUGUUUUGCCGAGCUACGAAGUGGGAAAUCUCAUGCCCGGAGAGACUUACUCAUUCCGCUUGGUGAAUCCAUCCACUGGACUCACGGGCGUAUCCAGUCUCUCUGUAACUCUUCCCACAAAUGAUAUGGAGCUCUGGCAGCAACAGCAUUUCUCCCAUCGCUAUACGAUUGUGUCUGAGCUGGGCAGAGGGAAGUCCUCAGUAGUUCGCUUGGCGAGAGACACAGGAACUGGCCAGUUGGUUGCAUCGAAACAAAUCUCACGCAACUUUCAAACUUUUGCUCAAACUCAGGCUGAGUACAAAGUAAUUGCAUCAAUUCAGCAUACGAAUAUCGUGAAGGGCCUCUGUCUCUACCAGAAUGCUCCUCAUCCGGGAACAGAUACCAUCGUGAUGGAAUACGUUCAUGGGCCGUAUUUGCUGUCGUACAUCUGCAAGAACAAGGAAUACACCGAAACUACUGUUCAGUUCUUCAUGAAGCAACUCCUGAAUGGGGUAUCAUGGCUCCAUGCCCACAAAAUCGUCCACCUGGACAUUAAGUCUGAGAAUAUUCUCGUGGAUGUGAGCAAUAUCUAUUCUCCGGUGCUGAAGCUCAUUGACUUUGGGAAUCACGUGAGAUACACCCUGGGAGAGAAGAUUCCGGCGAAUAAUCUGGAAUUUGUCGCUCCUGAGGUGGUCUGUGAUCGCCCAUUGAGUCCAGCCACGGAUAUGUGGAGCGUGGGAGUGUUCCUGUAUGUGUUCCUAAGUGGGGUGUCUCCCUUCCUGGAUGACUCUUCCGAAGAGACAAGUGCCAAUAUCCAAAAAUGCGACUAUUGCUUCCCCGAAGACUACUUCCGGGGCAUCUCCCCAGAGGCCAUUGUCUUCGUGCAGAAGCUCCUCUUGGUGAAUCCUGAGGAGCGUCUCAGUGCAGAUCAAUGCCUAGAAGCCCCAUGGAUUGUUCAGAAUCUUCGAGUGUCCGUGAUUACAACGUCGCGCUUGCAGAAUUUUGUGGAUCGACGGACACCCAAGGUGAAUUUUGCUGUUCCUACGAGUAAAUUCUACGUCAAUUACAAUUAGCCCAGUAAUAAUUAGGAAUAAAUUUAAUAAAAAAAACUAUAUUGAGAGUGUGGCUGAAAAGGCCGGGAAAUGUGGCAUAAGAGCGCACUUAAAAUGAACAAGAAAUAUCUCUAAUGAUAUUGUCUUUAAAAUGUUCUUGGCUGUGUCAAUAUGAUCAAUAAAUUGUAUUAUUCGAGAGAGAGGAAAAU
Messenger RNA from Phlebotomus papatasi, 9066 nucleotides. It is a transcript of the gene trio, whose product is annotated as kalirin. NCBI's taxonomy places the organism in Eukaryota, Metazoa, Arthropoda, Insecta, Diptera, Psychodidae. The transcript has 21 exons. Gene Ontology annotation, cellular component: cytoplasm. Gene Ontology annotation, molecular function: protein kinase activity; guanyl-nucleotide exchange factor activity; ATP binding. The coding region runs from base 335 to 8878 and encodes 2847 amino acids. Gene Ontology annotation, biological process: axon guidance; protein phosphorylation. The record is from RefSeq and is a predicted model, not a curated record.